Gasterosteus aculeatus aculeatus (three-spined stickleback) is the source of this 1617-nucleotide messenger RNA. RefSeq names its product mitochondrial carrier homolog 2 (gene mtch2). Lineage: Eukaryota; Metazoa; Chordata; Actinopteri; Perciformes; Gasterosteidae. Gene Ontology annotation, biological process: positive regulation of apoptotic process. Gene Ontology annotation, cellular component: mitochondrion; membrane. The record is from RefSeq and is a predicted model, not a curated record.
AGAAAGAGAAAGACUUCCGCGUGACUCCAGUGUAUCUGUAAAGAUGGCGGACACGUGUGGACAGGUUUUGCUGGGAUCAGGGCUCACCGUCCUCUCCCACCCUCUGAUGUACAUUAAAGUCCUGAUCCAGGUGGGACACGAGCCGCUCGCGCCCACCCUGGGCAGGAACCUGUUCGGCAGACAAGUCUACCAGCUGCCCGGCCUGUUCGCGUACGCCAAGCACAUCAUGAAGAUCGAUGGAAAAGCGGGUCUCUUCAAAGGGAUCGGCCCGAGGCUGUGCGCCGGCUCCAUCGGCACCAUUGUUCACAGCAACGUUUUGCAGAAAUGUCAAGAACACGGGACGCUCCAGGUGCUGGGAGGUCAGCAGAAGGCUGCGGAGGGAUCCAUACAGCACGUUGUUAACGAGACAACCAAAGAGAUGAUAGCCCGAUCCUGCGCCACCAUUGUCACACAUCCCUUCCAUGUGAUUACUUUGCGAUGUAUGGUCCAGUUUAUUGGGAGGGAAACCAAAUACAGCGGGGUGUUUGACUCUGUAGUCACGGUCUACAAAGAAGAAGGCUUACUGGGCUUCUUCGCUGGUCUGAUUCCUCGCCUGCUCGGUGACGUUCUGUCUCUGUGGAUUUGUAACCUGCUGGCUCACGUCAUCAACACAUACGCCAUCGAUGACUCGAUGAGUCACACAGGGGAAAUCAAGAACUGCUCUCAGGCUGUGACCGGGUUCUUCGCGAGUAUGCUCACGUACCCGUUCGUUUUGGUGUCGAACCUCAUGGCUGUCAACAACUGCGGGCUGGCCGGAGGCCUGCCUCCCUACGCGUCGGUGUGUCCCACCUGGGUGGACUGCUGGAGGCAUCUAAGCAGAGAGGGCAACAUGAGCAGAGGCAACAGUCUAUUUUUCCGGAAGCUUCCGGCAGGAAAGAUCUACGCCGUUGACCAGAACAGAUUUUUUUAAAGCCUCAGGAGAACUGAGCUGAACAUAGUUGUGAUAAUAAAACAAAUCAACAUUGCCUGAUCUAGAGGUUGGACAGCUGGCACUUAAUCUUGUUUUUUUUUCAUGCAUUUGUUUACUAUUUUAUUUUUUCUCAACCUGCCAUCAUGUGAAAUAAAAAACACAUUAAUUUCCAGCAGGUUCGGUUUUAUUAACAGAAAUUAACAGGUGGCAACUGCAGGGCUGUAAAAUAAAUAAUCAUUUUGAAAAUGUGUACUAAAUCUGAACGGAGGGUGGUUCAUGCUGUCAAAGCUAAGUUAUGACAGAUCAGUGUGACAGCCCCCCCCCCAUGUGUUUUCUUUCUAAUGGAGUAUCGACGAUGACGCUCCUUCAUGAUGGGAUUUGUUUCUGUGGGAAAGUGCACCUCAGUCUGCAUGUGGUAAUGUCUAAUAAUUCAGAAGUUGGUGACCAAGUGGGACCGUCAUUGUGUGCUAGUGUCUCGAUGUGUUAAUGACAAAGCUCGCUGCUCGGCGGGGGAGUUCUAAUGUAACGGUGGGCGAAAGCCCCCCGGGGAUGGUUGUUGGGGAGCAUGUGUUGGAUGUGUGGCCAGCACGCUUUGGGCUCUGAGCAGCCAAGUGCUUGUAUCAACUCAUUCUGACUGACCCAAAUAAUAAAAUAAAAUAAAAACUUUA